AUGAAGUCAACUCAUUCAAUAAUAGAUGCAAUUGCAACACCGACGCCCAAAGACAUAUUGCAUAAAGUGACAGUCUCCAGUAUCCCUUCUGCCCCACAAGAACAGCACUCUCUGAUCGCCAAGAUCAUCGGUUUCGUGUCCUCUCUCUUAUUAAGGAUAGUGGGCUUUGCAACUAUCUCCAUACCAGUUUUCUUUUAUAGAGUGUUAACUUGGUCCUUCACUUUACACCUCAACUUUACGUCAUUAUUGAUAAUACUCGCUAUCAUUGCAACAAUUGCCUAUUGGGUUGUAAGAUACCGAUUUUUAACCAAAUAUUCUCGGUUGAAGCCAAUCAACAAACCACCCAAAGUUGCCUCAUCCUUCGAUUUACAUCCUGAUACAGGUGACGAUGAUGAUUUUUCCGGAUUCCCAUCUAAACCAGGUGGCUACAAAAACUAUCCAGAUGAAUUUCUAUCUGCCUUCUUAUCCUCCAUCAAAAUUUUUGGCUAUUUGGAACAACCCGUGUUUCAUGAGUUAGCACGUCAUCUUCAAACAAAAAAGCUAUUAGCUGGUGACACCUUAUUCAAAAAUCCUGAACAAGAAAAAUCAUUUUAUAUUGUUGUGGAUGGACAUGUGCAAAUGUUUGUUAAGCCUGAAAAUGCAGAUGAUGAUAAUAACAGUGAUACUGAAGAGGAGGACGAGAGCGAUCUAGAAGCUUCGAGGAGCUCUUCACAAGCCAACAGUUUUAAUGGCAGUAGCGAUGAAUACGAUUUCAUGGACAAUGGUAUCAACAAAAGUACCCCGCGCCGUGAUAAAUUCAAAAAUUACACACUAAUUAACGAAGUAGGUGCAGGUGGCACUUUAUCGAGCUUAUUCACUAUCUUAUCUAUUUUCAGAGAAAGCUUCAAUCGAUCUGAAGCCAAACAGAAAAUUCGUAAUCGAUCUUUAUCUAAUAACCGUACAAUUUUAAAUCGAAUUGCACCUAUGGGUAAUACAACAGAGCCGGCUGUGGCGACAACAAAUGUUGUACCCGUUGAUAUGAGCAGAGAAGCUUCUGCCGAUGAAUGGCGUCAGGUGUUCCCUGGGCUCAAGGAUUCGUCCCUGAAUGCUCUCAGUGCAUCAUCUUCUAGACCGGACUCAGAGAAUAGUCUGGCUAAUGGAACAAUUGCAGCAGCUAAAGCAGACAAAAUAGCACAAUCACCACCAGCAGUCGAAAGCAUGAUUGUAGCAGAGGAUGAUUACUUCUCCAACGAGCUUGGGCCUCGUGAUACGAGUAUAUCAGAUUCUUUGAGUAAUAUUAGCAGUGUCCCAGUGCACCAAAAAUUAUCUGUUUCAGCAUCCAUGCCUCUUAAAAACAACAGCCUUCGGAUGAUGGUUACCGAUAAUACCGGUAGACCCUCCUUACGCUCCCAAUCGUCGUUUUCACGUCGCUCAUACCGAUCUGUGCAUCCUAACAUUAUUGCACGGGCAACUGUCGACACAACUUUGGCCGUCAUUCCGGAAGAAGCCUUUCACAAACUUACACAAAAAUUCCCUAAAGCAGCAGCGCAUAUUGUUCAGGUUAUUGUCACUCGUUUCCAGCGUGUAACCCUUAUGACAAGUCACCGAUACCUUGGUUUAACGAACGAGUUAUUACGAUUAGAGAAAAUGGUCAAUGAGUCAGCUAGUUUGCUUACUUUGCCUGCUAACUUUUUCGUACCUGGUGGUAUGGAUCGUUUAAGAAGAAAAUUCAAUCAAGAAGAUGAAGAGAGCUCAGAAAAUGGAAGAAGAAGCGAAGGAGAUACAAUAGGACCAUCUGAAUUAAGUCGUAGUGAAAGUUCAGGUAUUAUUCGAGCCAUUAAUAUCAUUGAUAUGCCGGGCACUCCAUCCAUUAACCUCAAUCAUUCCGGCCACAACAGCUCAAUCAAUUUGGCUGCGAAAAAUAAUUCGAAAGGCGGUAGUAAUAACACUGCAGGUUCACCUAAUUUGAUUCAGCAUCAUAAGGACUUAAAUCGUAAUGGUGAAUAUAGCAUGGAAGAUGAUGAGCACCUUCGAAACUCAGUGAUGCGCUGCAUGGCAGAUGCGUUGGGUAUCAAAAUACCCCAGAAUUACCGGUCAAGCACGAUGACACCCAGUCAACAAGAGCAUAUUUCUCGUACUGCUGCUGCUGUUACUUCUCAAGCUGCACCUCGCAAUUCACGUCGUAUUCUGCAAUACCCAAUGGAUUUGUUUUCCCAUGCUAACGUUGGCUCGACCACUUCACUAUCUUUGGAUGAUGAUGAGGAGUCUUACGUAGAUGAUGAUACAGACGCUCGAUCUACUUCGUCUUCAGUACAGUCAGGAACGACCAUAUCUGAUAUAUUUUCCACUGGUCAUGGCCACGGUAGUCGAAAUACUCAACCUAUCUCUCCAGAUGAUAUUCAAAUUUUGUAUUUCCCUCAAGGUGCAGUUUUGGUAAAAGAGGGUGCUCAUAACAAUGGCUUAUUUUUUGUUAUUGAUGGUCUGUUGGAAGCUUCCAUGACUCCAGCCAAGCAUGAAAAUGGUUUGUGCAAUAUUCCUUCAAGCAACCGUACAAAAACCACAAAAACAAAAGAUUCGAACAUUAAAAAGAUAAAGAAAAGCAAACAAAAUAUACAGCAACGACAAAAGUUUCAUGACCAUGAUAGUAGCUUUAAAAUCUCUCCAUCGACGUCUACCGAAAAUCUUCCACAGUUGGCAGAAGAAGCGCAACAAGAAGCAAAUAGGCCAACAGAAAACGAUAAGCGUGCCAAGAUCAUUGCUUCUGAAGCGCCUGCUGGCAGAACCGCAGAUAACCAAAAAAACGAAGGUGGUGAAGCCAAAGCGAAAAAGCCCUUAUACCUCGUUAAGCCUGGUGGUUUAGCCGGUUAUCUUGAUGCCCUUACUGGUUUCCCCAGCUUCAUGGAAAUCCGUGCUAAAACCGACACUUAUGUGGGAUAUAUUUCAAAAAAAAAGUUGGAUCGUAUAAUUGAUAAGAACCCCAAUGUGAUGCUUAAGCUUGCAAAUCAGUUGGUUGGACAUGUUAGUCAAUUGAUUCUUCAUAUUGAUAUCGCUCUUGAGUGGAUGCAAGUUAAUGCAGGUCAAAUCAUUUGCAGAGAGGGAGAUCCGAGUGAUGCUAUCUAUAUGGUGCUUCACGGUCGUUUAAGAACCAUACAUGAGACAAAAGAAGGUGUCAUUGAGAUUCUGGGUGAAUUCGGUCAUGGAGAUAGCGUUGGUGAAUUAGAAGUUUUAACUGGUGCUUCAAUUUCAUCUACCCUACAUGCGAUUCGCGAUACAGAACUUGCACGCAUGCCUAAGACGUUGUUUAAUGCGUUGGCUAUCAAAUACCCUCAAAUUACAUUACAAAUUUCCCGUAUGGUAGCUUUUAGAUCUCUUGAACGGGCCAUGAACCCUACUGCUACUAACAUUAAGUCGAAGAGCUCCAGUUUUCGACAAAUCAAAACAAGUGAUGAUGCUUCAGAAGCCAUUUCAUCUAUUACAAGUUCUGGUAACGGCAACAGUUCUUGUAAUUAUCCAGAAUUAUAUGGUCGCAAUAAUGUGAACCUCAAAACAGUUGGUAUUAUUCCUGUGAAUUCUUCCGUGCCUAUAUCAGAUUUUGCUGAAAAUCUGAAGUCUGAACUUAUUCACUCGGUUGGUGCCACUUGUGCAUUGCUAAACAGCGCCACUGUCGCUACUAUUAUGGGAAAGUAUGCUUUUGCUCGUUUAGGUAAAUUAAAGAUGGCAUCCUGGCUUGCUGAACAGGAAGAAAAGUAUCGUAUUGUGCUUUAUUUGGCUGACAGUGGCGUUACCUCUCAAUGGACGAGAACUUGUAUUCGACAAGCAGAUUGUAUUCUGCUCGUGGGCUUAGCAGAUGGUGAUAAUUCCGUUGGUGAGUAUGAACGCUUCUUGAUCAACAUGAAAACAACCGCUCGUAAAGAGCUUGUCUUAUUGCAUCAUGAAAGACAUUGUGCUUCGGGUACAACUCAGAACUGGCUUAAAAAUCGUUUGUGGAUCCAAGCGCACCAUCAUAUUUGCAUGCCUUUAAAGCAACACACAAAGCUUUCUGUAUCAGAAAGAUUUAGACCACCAUGGUUAGUAGAACACGGUCGUAAAAUGACUGCAAAUUCCAUCCAAGUGCUCAACAAAGUCAAAGACCAAAUCAAUGAGUACUACUCUGUAGUCCCGACAUUUGGACGCUUACUGGACAUCAACAAAUCCACCACGAAUUCCAUAAACACAUUUAGCUCACCUUCACGUAAUGAUUUUGCACGCUUGGCUCGUCGUCUGUGUGGUAAAUCAGUCGCAUUGGUGUUAGGUGGAGGUGGGGCACGUGGAAUUGGCCAUGUUGCUGUCAUUCAGGCUAUGGAAGAAGCCGGUAUCCCAAUUGAUAUCAUUGGCGGUACAAGUAUUGGUAGUUUCGUAGGUGGUCUCUACGCACGUCAUAUGGAUUUGGUGUCCACUAUUGCUAGAAGUAAAAUGUUCGCGGGCCGAGUAUCAAGUAUUUGGAGACAGCUCAUGGACCUCACUUACCCUGUCACUGCUUGGUUCACUGGUCAUCAAAUGAACCGGGCUGUUUGGAAAUGUUUGGGCGACAGCCAAAUUGAAGAUUUCUGGUUGCCAUACUAUGCUGUAACUACAAAUAUCACGUUUUCGAGGAUGGAAGUGCAUACUACUGGUUAUGCUUGGCGUUAUAUUCGUGCGUCUAUGUCCCUUUCUGGCUAUAUGCCACCCAUUUGUGAUAAUGGUAAUUUGCUGGUAGAUGGUGGUUAUAUGGACAACCUGCCUAUUUCUGUGGCAAAGAAUAUGGGUGCAGAUAUCAUUAUUGCUGUUGAUGUCGCAUCUGAUGAUGACACAAGCCCUGUUUAUUAUGGUGAUUCUGUUAGUGGUUGGUGGGCUCUUUUGCACGGCUUGAACCCAUUUAGAACGUACAACAUACCCAGCAUAGCUGAUAUUCAAAGCAGAUUAGCAUAUGUUAGUAGCGUAGCCACUUUAGAGGAAGCCAAGGUAAUAGACGGAGCACUUUAUUUGAAGUUACCAGUUCAAGAAUGGGGUACGUUACAGUUUGGAAAAUACAAUGAGAUCUUUCAGAGAGGAUAUGAUGUUGGCCGUGAAGUAAUUGGCCGUUGGAAGAAGUAUGCACAUGGUAGAAUUACAGAAGCUGAUAGUGAUGCCAAGGUCGGAGGAAAGGAAGUAAAAGGAUCAAGAGGUAGACGAAAUAGUAUUUAA
Messenger RNA from Mycotypha africana, 5181 nucleotides. RefSeq lists its product as uncharacterized. Gene Ontology annotation, biological process: lipid metabolic process. The record is from RefSeq and is a predicted model, not a curated record. Gene Ontology annotation, molecular function: phosphatidylcholine lysophospholipase A1 activity. Bases 1 to 5181 code for a protein of 1726 amino acids. Gene Ontology annotation, cellular component: endoplasmic reticulum. Lineage: Eukaryota; Fungi; Mucoromycota; Mucoromycetes; Mucorales; Mycotyphaceae. The transcript is spliced from 4 exons.